Messenger RNA from Aspergillus chevalieri, 432 nucleotides. RefSeq lists its product as uncharacterized. The coding region runs from base 1 to 432 and encodes 143 amino acids. The record is from RefSeq and is a predicted model, not a curated record. NCBI's taxonomy places the organism in Eukaryota, Fungi, Ascomycota, Eurotiomycetes, Eurotiales, Aspergillaceae. The transcript has a single exon.
AUGGAUGAUUGGGCGGAAGACCGCGAUCCUGACUUUGAAGAUGGACAGAAUGCUCUAGUGCAUGGCGGCAAACUACCAUCAGAUGUGAAGACUAUCCGACUCUUCGCAUCCCUCGAACCAGAACGUGUGACUAGGUGGAAAGUUGUGUUCAAGAGAUUUUAUGGGAUGCCAUUCGAGCGCAUCGAUCCUGUGAUCCACACGCUUCCCGAUGUUCUUGUUGACGUUAUGAAUAAACGAGCUAGUGUGCACUGGUUGAAGAAGUGGAGGCGGCCUUCUAACCGAGAUCGACAGUCGACUAUAAUUAGCAUCGCGAAUGACUUCAUCCGCUGCUUUUGCGAGAAAGGCGCUACUGGGGUGACUGAUCAAUCAAUGGCCGCGAAGUUCGAGAUUCUGAAGGAGUCCUGGCUCAUAGGAAUGACACAAAUGAGGUAG